AGCAGCUGUUGUGUGUGUGUUCAUUGUGCUUUUAUUUCAGUGCCUCACCCAGUGUCCUCUCUCACAGCAAUACUGUGUCGUCCCAGCGUAUGGACAUGAAGAGCAUGAAGGAGUACGUGUGUUGGUUGUACUAUCAGUAUCUGCUCAUCUCGGGCAUCUAUGUGCUGGAGCCCUGGGAACAGUCCAUCUUCAACACCGUGCUGUUUACCAUGCUGACCAUGGUCUUUUAUACCUCUUACGUGUUUGUGCCCAUUCACAUGCGGCUGGCGCUGGAGUUCUUCCUGGGGCUGGUUGGAGGUCAACCGGAGAGUGCUGUGGCCCUCAUGAACUGAACCUGAAGGAAGAUCUGAUCUAGGUCACGACUGAUCAUUGAAAACUCAUUCGUUUUCUACUGAGGAACGAUGGAGCCAGAUGAAAUGAGAGCAUGACGUCUCGAACCAUAUUCAGACGCCUACAGCCUCCUGGUUUGCCUGGAUUCCUUGGAAUGGGAAUGUUGUAUUGGAAGGAUUGCUGUGUGAUUGCCAGUCCUCAUGUUUUGCAUGCUAUCAGACACAUUUGCACGAGUGCAGCUAAUUUCUCGCUUCACUUCCUCAUCAUUACUGCUCCAUUUAAAGAAAUUCUGUUUUAACUCCAUAUUUGACUGUGUGCAUGAACAAAAACAUCAAAACAAAACAUCUGUUAUUGCACACUUAUUUUUAUAUUCUGGCACUUUUGUACUUUUGUAAUUCCCUAUGCAAUGUGACUGCUUAAAUGAAGAUAUAUACAGUUUGUGAGUCUCUGAUGCACUUGAUCACACAUGGAUUGUUAAUCUCUUGUCAUGCACACUAAAUAUUACAAUAACAGAUCAAAUCUGCAGCGGCAAAACUCCACAGAAAGCCUAGCAGAUUUUCACACAUUUGCAAUGACCAUCAUUCACAAAUUCUCCACAUGCCCCACCCUUUGCAUGUUUGUUUAUAAAAUAUUUAGACUAAUUUGAUUACGUUGAACACAUUUUACCAUGCUGUAAUUCAUUCACCUAAAAUCAGUGCAGAAAUUCGUGGACAGAUUUAAUCUGGACCUGCAGACACUGUCUGAUGUUAAUAUUUUUUAAUCAAUACUAUUCAUUUUAUUUUGAGUUGAUUAUUUAUGGAAUAUAUCUAUAUGUUUUAUGUUAUAUUUUAUUACAAUAGAUGACGUAAACGUGACGUCAUACUGCAGGUAACCGUGUUUCCUGUUUUUUUGAGCAGCAGCUUUCAGUGAAGGAUAUGAGCAAUGCUGUGGUUUGAAUAAUCUGUUAAGAACUAUACAAUCAUAGGUUAUUUAUGUUAAUAAAAGUUAUUAUAAAGGGGUAACUAUGGUUUAUAGUGUAGCAAUAUAUGCAGGUUCUUUUUGUACAAUUGAUGAACCAGAUUUAACUUGAAAACUAAAAUUAUUGGUCUGCAUUCAGUAAAUCAUACUAUUUGAUGACAAUAUCAGACUCAAUAUUCAAACUUAUUAACAGCUUUUUUCGAUUGAAAAAGUUACUUUCAGCAUUGAAAAUAAAUGCAAAGACAAAGAAUCCGGAAGUGCCAGAGCCAGGCAUUUGUAAACAGUAACUUCAUCUAUAGUGCACCCUGGUCAUCUUUUGUAGUGAUCGACCGAUAUAUUGGUCGGCCGAUAUUAGCCUUUCACCGAUAUAUCGGUAUCGGCGUAUAUUUUACCGAUAUGCGCUGAUAUGAAAACUUUUUUUCAGAACAUAUAAUGCAGAAAACAAUGCUUUAGAAUUGGUGUCAUAGUGUAGUUUGUCCAGCAGAGCGCGCUCCGACUCCAUUGUUUACAGAGCUGACUCUGAGCUGAUGGUGGUUCUGCAGACAGGAUGGAGUUGAACGGUGUGGAUUUGAGCGAUCUCUUCUCGUUAAAUUGCUAACUAGUUUGUGAAAUACAUACUAGAAAGUUAAUAAAAAAUUACCCCAUCAUUUUAUAUAACUAAUAUAACAUUAACCCUGUCCCUGACAAUCAUGUCACUCAUGUUUAUCUUUGCUAUUGUUUGCUAUGUUAGCCAGCUAUAGUUUGUCAGUGCAGUCAGUAAUGUAGCAGAUUGAAAGGUAAACAUCAGAGCAUCUUUUUGCAGCUCAGCAGACAACGGUGCGGUGGUGGAUUGUGUCUGUUGAGUUUUGAUUUCACACUAUGUUAUUACAUAGUUGGUGAGACACAAUGCUGGAAAGUAAAUAAAGUCCAUCUUUUACUCUCCGUGGCAACGAGUUUAUAGCUAACUAGCUAAUCAUGUAGCUACUUUCAUUGUUAUCAGCUGAGUGGAAGCUAAUGAGUAAACAUGUAUUCACCAAACUGUUUUGUUUAGGAUUCACAGAUUUGUACCCCCUUCAACCGAACAAUUCCAGUUGUUGCAUUUAUAAAAUGUAAUAUUUAGAAGUCUGGUUUUCCAGACAUUAAAAUAUGAUACGUAAUAAAAGUAGAUUUAAUAAAUAGUAUAUUUGCCCUGUGUAAAUAAUAAUAUAUAGGAAUUGUAUCUAAAAUAAAUGAGGGGUGAUAAAUAAAUACAAAUACAACAGGCUGGAAAAAUAGACAUUUAUUCAUUUUAAUAUCCUAUAUAUAUAUAUAUAUAUUGAAUGUGUUGAAACUUGACACCAGGCAACGCACCCUAAAAACAGCACCGUUAGAACAGUUUAAUGCUGAAGAGCCGCUUUAAAGUAAUUUUUUUUAAAUGUAAAUGAGUGUAAAUGUCAACAUCAUCAUAUAUGUCGAAAGGAUUGAAGCCUGUCAUGCAAAACAUGAGCUCACUGAUGUCAUUAAAUAUCAGUCUGCUUUAUUACUCUAUCCAUUACUCCUGGUCGGUGGCUUCUGUAAAUAUUUAGUUUAUAUGUAGGGUUACGUUCUACCUAAGUUUAAUGGUGCAAUGCUCAAAUAUUUAGUAGUGCGUAAAUUGUGACUUAGUGCCCAUUUAUGCCACAACUAGGCUAAGUUGUAACGUACGUAUAGCUGGUGCAACCGCCCCUAAUGUUUAUUUAGCUAUUUAUUUCAUUUUAAUUUAUUAUUUAUUUCAAUGGUCAGCAUUUGACUGAUACUAAACAGUACUGAUGUUUAUUUAGCUAUUUAUUUUAUUUUUAUUUAUUCUUUAUUUAAAUGGUCAGCAAUUGACUUAUACUACACAUACAGUACUGAUGUUAAUUAAGCUAUUUAUUUAUUCUUUAUUUUAAAGGUGGGAAAUUGACUUAUACUAAACAUACAGUACUGAUUUUUAUUUAGCUAUUUAUUGUAUUUUUAUUUAUUCUUUAUUUAAAUGGUCAGCAUUUGACUGAUACUAAACAUACAGUACUGAUUUGUAUUUUAUUUUAUUUAUUUUAUUCUUUAUUUAAGUGGUCAGCAAUUGACUUAUACUAACAGUAUUGAUGUUUAUUAAGCUAUUUAUUGUACUGUUAUUUAUUCUUUAUUUUCACAGUGUUCAUUUCUAGAAUUUGUUGACAAUGUAUAAUAAUAAUUUCAAAUGUUCUUUGAUAAAAAUAUUUAUUUAAGAAAGCAGCCUUCUGAGUACCUUUGCAUAGUCAUAUCAGUGCAAAAUCGGUGCACAAUCCACAUAGAAAAGUUCUGUUUACAUUCCAGUUCAAAAACUAAAUAUAUUGGCCAUCAUAUCGGUAAUCGGUGCAUUUUCCCCUUCUAAAAUCGGUCUCAAAAAUCCCAUAUCAGUCGGGCUCUAAUCUUUUGCUAAUUAUACCUGAUGUAACCAAAUUGCAUUUCUUGUGUUAUGAUUUCUUGAUACCAUAUGCAUUUCAUAUAGUUUUAAAUGACUUUUUGGUUGGUUUUUAUUACAUUUGUUUGUGUAUGUGUCACUGUGUUGUCAUCACAUUUUUAAAAGCUUAUGUCUGCAAUAAUGAUGGAGUGACAGAGCGACACUUUUUAAAUAUGUAUUUUGUAUUUUUCAGAACUCAUUUCACAAAAUAUCUCUUCUGUUGUUUGUCCUUGUAACAGCAUAUUGUGCUUGCAGGAAAUGUUACACUGGUGUUGGUUUUGAACAGUGAUUCUAGACAGGAUAUGUGUAUAAACAUUUGAAAGUAUAAAGCAGGGAAGCUGCAAAACUGGUUUUCCAUGUCUACAGUUAUGAGUGUCCUGAGGGCUUGUCUUACACAGCUUUAACAAUCCGGUUUCCCCUCGUGAAUUUCUGAACACUUCAGAAAAUUGGACAUAAAGGAGUAAAAUUCUAUUUCACAGGAAAUGCUUUCAUUUGAAAAGAGAUCCAGCUGGUGUGAAUCAGCACAUAUUAAUAAGUACUAAAAGAGAGGGAAAAAAAACAAUUUUAAUCUUAUAUUGACACUCUGUUCAUCUGAAGUGCAAUCAUUGUACUUUUUGUAACACUUUUAAAGGACGCUCUAAAGUGCUGUAUCUCAAAAUUACUGAGGAGCUAAAGUGCCUUCAAUUAUUUAUCAUAUGUAUUGUAAAUGUACAUCUAUGUUAGCAGAGGUUUAGUGCACAGAUCAUGUUAAUGGUCAUUAUCAGGAUAAGUAGAACAUAA
Myxocyprinus asiaticus (Chinese sucker) is the source of this 4483-nucleotide messenger RNA. RefSeq names its product serine palmitoyltransferase, small subunit B (gene sptssb). Lineage: Eukaryota; Metazoa; Chordata; Actinopteri; Cypriniformes; Catostomidae. Gene Ontology annotation, biological process: endoplasmic reticulum organization; ceramide biosynthetic process. The record is from RefSeq and is a predicted model, not a curated record. The transcript has a single exon. Gene Ontology annotation, cellular component: serine palmitoyltransferase complex. Bases 90 to 332 code for a protein of 80 amino acids. Gene Ontology annotation, molecular function: serine C-palmitoyltransferase activity.